Suillus subaureus is the source of this 1023-nucleotide messenger RNA. RefSeq lists its product as uncharacterized. The record is from RefSeq and is a predicted model, not a curated record. The transcript has a single exon. Bases 1 to 1023 code for a protein of 340 amino acids. NCBI's taxonomy places the organism in Eukaryota, Fungi, Basidiomycota, Agaricomycetes, Boletales, Suillaceae.
AUGACAGCCCCUUCCCAGAAACCAAUGUUUGGGUUGCAGUUCUUCCCCCCAGACAUCCUACUUGAUGAAGGGGAAUACAUAGCUCAAGAAGGGUCGCCCACCCCCUUGACACCUUCCCCUAACACCAGAACUGCCCUUCCACCAGUACUCCUCAUGGCAUCUGAGGCGGAUAGAAUGCCAUCCACUGCCCAGACAGCCCCUCACUCCGCAGGUACAGAUGUGGAAGUAACCCCAAAGAGGACCCCACCACCACCCCCUACUGUCUCUGAUGACAAAGAAAUGCUGGACUUCUUCCCUCCAUGCUUUACGCCCACACCCACCCCAGCCUCCCCCCCAAACCUACCCCCCCCAAACAACCCCUCCCCCCCCUCUGAAGAAGAAAUGCUCCAUGCCCACCUUGUGGUGGUGGAAACCAAUAGGUCUAUCAUUAAAACCACAGGCACAAACUCCAUGUCAACUUCCCUGCAGUUCAUGCCUGCCCCACAAGGAGGUUUCCCACACAUUCAUUUAGCACAUGCUGCACAGCUGUUUGACUUCCAAGCUGGCAAGGUCAUCACUGCCUGGUUAAAGGUACCCCACCCCAAAAUUUUAAUCAGAGUCUUCAACCAUGACAGCAAAGACCCAGCUGUCAAAGGUCCUAUCCUGGUUGAACACCUCUGCAAGGCAAUCUCCACCAUAGCUCAAUCUAACCAUCAAGAAGAUCAUGAGAUCAAAGUCUCUCCACCCUGCCUGGAAACAACUAGGGAGAGAACAGACUACCCACUUAGCUUUCUCGCCUAUAACAUUUCAGAAGAGACUAAAAACAUCAUCUUGAACCAGCACAUCUGGUCUUCAAUGGAAAUCACCUUUGUGGCCCACCCCUUCCAAGUCAACUCUCUGCCACUCCUUCUAUUCUGCCUACAUGGCUUCUCCACCACUGACAUGAACACUGUCAGAACUGCCAUAAACGAUAUCUGGACAGAGGAUGUAACCCAAUGGGACAUUAUGGACAUCCUUUCAGAGAGUGAGAUCCCAGAAGAAUGA